AUGAGCUUCGAGGGGCGGAGAUCGUUUGCACCUACACAAAUCUUUGCGGAGGGAACCACCGAGGAAAAGGGUGAGAAUGCGCGUCUCGCCGCCUUUGUCGGGGCCAUUGCCGUUGGCGACCUGGUGAAGAGCACCCUCGGCCCCAAGGGUAUGGACAAGAUCUUGCAGUCUGCAUCCACUGGCGAAAUUAUGGUUACCAACGACGGCGCCACCAUUCUCAAGUCGAUUGCUCUCGACAACGCCGCCGCCAAGGUCCUGGUCAACAUUUCCAAAGUGCAAGAUGACGAAGUUGGUGACGGCACAACAUCCGUUGCCGUCCUCGCCGCCGAGUUGCUUCGCGAAGCCGAGAAGCUCGUCGAUAAGAAGAUUCACCCCCAAACCAUCAUCGAAGGAUACAGAAUAGCUAGCCAAGCCGCUCUCAAGGCUCUUGAAGCCUCCGCCGUCGAUCACAGCAAGAAUCCUGACGCUUUCCGCAAAGACCUCGUCGCCAUUGCCCGCACGACCCUGAGCUCUAAGGUCCUCGCGCAGGAUCGCGAGCACUUUGCCGAGCUCGCUACCGAUGCCGUUCUCCGAUUGAAGAAGUCCUCCGACCUGAGCCACAUUCAGAUCAUCAAGAAGGCUGGCGGAAAACUGAGUGACUCUUAUCUGGAUGAGGGUUUCAUCCUGGACAAGAAGAUUGGUGUCAACCAGCCCAAGCGCUUGGAAAAGGCCAAAAUUCUUGUCGCCAACACCUCCAUGGAUACCGAUAAGGUGAAGAUUUUCGGCGCUCGCGUCAAGGUCGGUUCGACUUCCAAGCUUGCCGAGCUCGAAAAGGCCGAAAAGGACAAGAUGAAGGCCAAAGUGGACAAGAUAAAGGCACACGGCAUCAACUGCUUUAUCAACCGGCAGCUUAUUUACAACUGGCCCGAACAGCUCUUUACGGACGCCGGCAUCAUGUCGAUUGAGCACGCCGACUUUGACGGCAUCGAGCGUCUAGCUCUCGUCACUGGUGGCGAGAUUGCUUCCACUUUUGAUCACCCGGACCAGGUCAAGCUGGGGCAAUGCGACCUGAUUGAGGAGGUUAUUAUUGGCGAAGACACACUGAUCAAGUUCUCUGGCGUCUCUGCGGGUGAAGCUUGUACCGUUGUUCUCCGCGGUGCAACUGAUCAGCUUCUGGACGAGGCCGAACGAAGCUUGCACGAUGCCCUGGCCGUUUUGUCACAGACUGUCCUGGAACCUCGCACCACUCUUGGUGGUGGCUGCGCCGAGAUGCUGAUGGCCAAGGCCGUAGAGGGCGCUUCUACAAGAGUUGAGGGCAAGCGCCAAAUGGCGGUAAACAGCUUCGCUACCGCCCUGACACAGCUGCCAACUAUUUUGGCCGACAAUGCCGGUCUGGACUCAAGCGAUUUGGUGGCACGUUUGCGCAAUACAGUGUACAAGGGCAUGUCUACAUAUGGUCUUGACCUGACGACGCCGGGCGGCGGGCUUGCCGACAUGCGAGAUUUGGGUGUUAUUGAGAGCUACAAGCUGAAGAGAGCUGUCGUGUCGUCAGCCAGCGAGGCUGCAGAGCUCCUCCUCCGUGUUGAUGAUAUUAUCAGAGCGGCCCCGCGACGCCGCGAGCAGAUGUAG
This is a messenger RNA of Beauveria bassiana ARSEF 2860, 1608 nucleotides long. RefSeq names its product T-complex protein 1, beta subunit. Gene Ontology annotation, biological process: protein folding. Gene Ontology annotation, cellular component: cytosol; chaperonin-containing T-complex. The transcript is spliced from 4 exons. Gene Ontology annotation, molecular function: ATP binding; ATP-dependent protein folding chaperone; ATP hydrolysis activity. The record is from RefSeq and is a predicted model, not a curated record. Lineage: Eukaryota; Fungi; Ascomycota; Sordariomycetes; Hypocreales; Cordycipitaceae. Bases 1 to 1608 code for a protein of 535 amino acids.